UCUGAAGAAGUUCCGAUGCCCACGAAACAUGUAAACUCUUGGGGAACAGGGACCCCCCCCAUGUACACUUCAGCCUCAAGGUUUUGUUUUCCUAGCUCGGUAAUUUACACCUGGAGCCGCUACAUCACUAUCUAUAGGAUAUCCUAUGGAGACUUGAACAGCACACUAUGAGGACAAUUACAAUGCUUGGUUUUCAGCCAUUGCUUCUGGAGACCGAAUAAUCUUUAAUUUUUCUGGACAUUGUAACCAACUAUUCACUAUCAGAAGAUACGGCACUACUAUUGUCCUAUACUUGGAUAUUAUCAUACUGAUUCACCGGAUAUUGCCGCUUUUGAGGAGCAGCGCUUCAGCUUCUGUCUAAGUGCUCACAUGGAUGGCUCGGCUGCAAUCCCUUUUGAGCAGUGCGUGAUUGGAUGGAAUAGCUACUACUUUGAGCUACGAAUGACAGCAGAAUCAGACACACACAACCGGAAGAACCAAAGAAGAAGACUGGGGCCAGUUUAUGAACAUCUGUGAUGGGAUUAACGUUACGGUUGAUGGGCCAAAAGAUGCAGUUAAAGCUUUCAAGAAAAGAAUUGCCAAGAACUACAACCAGAAGGAAGUAAAGCUAUGUCUUUCUCUGCUGGAGAUGUGUAUGCAGAACUGUAACCCGAAUUUCCAGAAUUUGGUGCUUCGAAAAGACUUCCUUAAGGAUGUGUUGGUCAAACUGUUGAAUCCAAAGUACAACUUGCCCAUCCAAAUGCAAAACAGAAUUCUCCGCUUCAUCAUGACAUGGUCCACUGGCUCACGCGCAAACGUAGAUCAGACUGAAGUCAAAGAAUUAUACUUAGAAUUGAUUAAGAAAGGGAUUCAGUUUCCUUCUUCCCUUGAGCCUACUGAAGAUGAAAUUAGACAGUCACAAAAGACUAAUACAAGUCGGGCAUCUGAUACCCCCACCAGCAAAACUUGUCCAGAUGUAUCAACACAACAACUAACACCAGAGCAGAUUGGAAAGCUCUACAGUGAGCUGGACGUGGUGAGGAUGAAUAUGAAGGUCAUGUCCGCCAUAUUGUUGGAGAACAGCCCAGGAACUGAAGUACAAGAAGACAUGGAGCUCUUACAGGAGCUGCAGAAAGCGUGCCAAGAAAUGCAAGCCCGGAUCCUAAAGCUUGUGGAAACCGUACAAAACGAUGAUGUCAUCAUUGAGCUGGUGCAAGUCAACGACGACCUGAACAAUCUAUUCCUGAGAUACAACAGAUUUUCUCGCACUAGAACCAGCCAGUCAAGAAAUGACAUAAAACAGGACGGUACGGCGACGUUCGACAGCAAUCAGCCGUCAGCUCCUUCAAGUGAGUUGGUUGAACUGAACCUUGACCCCUUGCCCAGUGCCCACAACUCUAUGAAUGGAUAUCCACCACCUACUGCCACUGCCAGUGCUCCUGUGCCAGCCAUCGCUCCACAACCUGUUCACAAUUUAGAUUCGCGGAGCGCGCAGCAACCUCAGCAGCAGAACCAGAAUAUUUUCCUCUAUCCACAGGGGGACCUGUUGGAGCUGAGGGAGGCUGUAAAUACUCCGUUUUCAUUUGGCGCACAGAAUCAGUUGCCAGCGCUUCCUCCCAGGCCUCUAUAUGACAAUUUUCUGCCACCUACAGUUCCUUUCCCAGCAGCCCAAAAUACAACUCCAUUUCUCCCCCCAUACCCGCCUCCAACAUAUUUCCUUCCACCGGCACAGUUCUCAACACCUUUCCUGCCGACAGUUCCCAUGCAAACCCCCAUCCUACCGACACAACAGCACCCCCUGAUCCCGUCUGUCCCAACGCUGAGCCCCACCGUUCUUCCUCUACCGAAGGAGUCCUCAAACAAGACGACAUCCACACCAGAUGAUUCCAAUAACAAUCUGCCAAAUUACUAUGAGCUCCUGGAGUUUGAUCCUCUUGCUGAGAGCAACGCCAACGGCACUGAGGUCGUAUAUGAAGAAAUCGACACGACAUUAUGGAAGGCUAAACACGCCUCUAGCUGCUAGAAAUUCUACUAACAAUAUUGGGGGACCCAAUCUUCGUUUUCUGGGAGAGAUCUCUGAAGGAGCCCCUGAAUAUAGAUGUCUGAUCAGCAUUCCCAGUCUGAUAGUUUGAUGCACAGACUUGCAUUAGACAGCCAGUUGUGUCUUUCUAUAGGGUAAUCUCAGCCUUAUCUCAGGAGGCAUCAGUCAACACGGAUAAUUUAUAACCAGUUACGCUCUUACACCUGUUUACCCCGCAUAUGGCGCCAGAGCAGUCCUACAUUUCGGUUAUGGGGUGACCGAUUCAGCAUUAUUUAUGAGAGGAGGCGACACCUUUCUAUUUGUGGAAUUGUCUUCCAGUACAGUGGAACCUCGGUUUAAGAGAAACUUGGUUUGAGAGCGUUUUGAUUUGCAAGCAACUUUUAAAAAAAAAU
Rana temporaria (common frog) is the source of this 2412-nucleotide messenger RNA. RefSeq names its product target of myb1 like 1 membrane trafficking protein (gene TOM1L1). Bases 503 to 2002 code for a protein of 499 amino acids. The transcript is spliced from 15 exons. Gene Ontology annotation, biological process: signal transduction. Lineage: Eukaryota; Metazoa; Chordata; Amphibia; Anura; Ranidae. Gene Ontology annotation, molecular function: phosphatidylinositol binding; clathrin binding; ubiquitin binding. Gene Ontology annotation, cellular component: endosome; membrane. The record is from RefSeq and is a predicted model, not a curated record.